AUGUCGGAACUCGCAUUCACCAAACUCUUCGUCUCAGCGCUCGACUCCCGUCCCAUCAAGCUCCGCCCUGACUAUGUCCACGACCAAGGACAGACCCCUCGGGGCCCUUACACCCUUCCCCGCCUCCAACCCCCGCGCCCCUCCAUGCCAAAGAAGAGCUCCGCAUCGAAGAGCGCAAAUCCAGGCUCCUCAAAAUCCAUCACGGUCACGCUUAAAUCUGCGCGCAAUCCCGCGCUAGAAUUCUCACUCUCCAACACCCCACUCGCCACAACGACCGUCUCGGACUUGAAAGACGCCGUUCGCGAACGCAUCCUCGAGACCACCACCGAAGCCGACAACAAGGUGCCCCUGGAGAAGAUCAAGAUCCUGUACAAGAAAAAGCCUGUUACGGGGACUGGAAAGACGGUUGCGGAGAUUGUAGGCGAUGCUGGCGAUCAGGAGCUGCUGGCUGGUGGGAAGGACGUCGAGUUCGGUGUUAUGGUUAUGGGAGGCGCGAGAGUUGCUGAGGGUCAGAGUCAGGUACAGGGUGGUGAGGCUGAGAAGGUACCCGAGGAGACUACUGGGGUUGGAGAGACCACCGUGAAGGCUGCGGUUGGGCCGAGUGGUGAGGCUGUGUUGGAGAUGGAUGCGUUCUGGGAUGAUUUGCAGGGGUAUCUGGCGCAGAGGCUUAAGGAUGAGGAUGUUGCGAAGAAGAUGAGGGGUGUGUUUAAGGAGGCUUGGACUGCUAGUCGGUAA
This is a messenger RNA of Aspergillus mulundensis, 735 nucleotides long. RefSeq lists its product as uncharacterized. The coding region runs from base 1 to 735 and encodes 244 amino acids. NCBI's taxonomy places the organism in Eukaryota, Fungi, Ascomycota, Eurotiomycetes, Eurotiales, Aspergillaceae. The transcript has 2 exons. The record is from RefSeq and is a predicted model, not a curated record.